Messenger RNA from Trachemys scripta elegans, 5536 nucleotides. RefSeq names its product RNA binding motif protein 15 (gene RBM15). Lineage: Eukaryota; Metazoa; Chordata; Testudines; Emydidae. Bases 193 to 3054 code for a protein of 953 amino acids. The record is from RefSeq and is a predicted model, not a curated record. The transcript has a single exon. Gene Ontology annotation, molecular function: mRNA binding. Gene Ontology annotation, cellular component: nucleus. Gene Ontology annotation, biological process: regulation of alternative mRNA splicing, via spliceosome.
GGCGAACCUUGGGAACGCCGGGGCCACUUAUUACUGACAGACUCACUCUCCAAUGAGGGGAGCGGGUGAUGAUUUAACUGUCCAAUGGGUGACAGGUGGGCGGGGUUCAUUUCCGCGGCAGGUUCCAAGAUGGCGGCGGGUGUGUAAGCGCGGCGGUUAGUCAGGGAACCCGUCCCGGAGGUGCUUGCCGCCAUGAAGGGCAAGGAGCGCUCCCCGGCCAAGGCCAAACGGUCCCGGGGCGGCGGCGAGGACUCGGCCUCCUCCUCUUCUUCGGCCCGGGCCGAGCGGAGCAGCAAGAAGCCCGGCGGCUCCAGCGCGGGCGGCAGCAACGGGGGAAAAGCGGCGGGCGGCUCCGGUGAGAGCAGCAGCCGGCGGGGCCUGCACCUGGACAAGGCCAGCCGGGGCGGGAGCCGCGAGUACGAGUCGGGGGCGGCGGCCAGCUCCGGCCGCCACGGCUACAGCAGCAGCAAGAACGCGGAGUCGUCCCGGAGCAGCGGCAGCCGGGGCGGCGGGGGUGAGUCCCGGGCGCCGCCGGCCCCCUCCUCCUCGUCGGAGUCGGCCGGGGCGGGAGGAGGUGGCGGGAGCGGCGAGUACAAGACGCUGAAGAUCAGCGAGCUGGGCUCGGCGCUGAGCGACGAGGCGGUGGAGGACGGGCUUUUCCACGAGUUCAAGCGCUUCGGGGACGUCAGCGUCAAGAUCAGCCGCCUCCCGCCGGGCACCGGUGCCAGCGACGAGCGGGUGGCCUUCGUCAACUUCCGCCGGCCGGAGGACGCCCGCGCCGCCAAACACGCCCGCGGCCGCCUGGUGCUCUACGACCGGCCGCUCAAGAUCGAAGCGGUCUAUGUCGGGGGGAGCAGCCGGCGCCGCAGCAGCCGCUCCCCGGCCCUGCUGGACAAGGAUUCUCAUUCUCCCUACGGGGCCGCGGCCGUGGGCGUGGCGGCUGCAGCGGCCGCAGCUGUCAGGCACCCCCCGGCCGGAGCAACCCAGAGGGCGCUGUCGCCGGCGGGUGGAGGAGGGGGCCUGGGCUACAGAGACUACCGGCUACAGCAACUCGCUCUGGGCCGCCUGCCCCCGCCACCUCCCCUGCCUAGGGAGCUAGAGAGGGAGCGGGACUACGGGGCUUUCUAUGAUACCCGUGUGCGGCCAGCCUAUGGGCUGGAGCGAGUGGCUGGAGUGGCAGCGGCUGGGGGCUUCCGAGGAGGAGGAGGUGCUGGAGUUGCUGGUGAGGAGGAGAUCAGUCCUGAGGAUGAUCAGAGAGCCAACCGCACUUUGUUCCUGGGCAACCUGGACAUCACAGUGAGCGAGUCGGACCUGCGCCGGGCCUUUGACCGCUUUGGGGUCAUCACAGAAGUGGACAUCAAGCGUCCGGGUCGUGGCCAGACCAGCACCUAUGGCUUCCUCAAAUUUGAAAAUCUGGACAUGGCACACCGGGCCAAGCUAGCCAUGUCUGGAAAGGUGCUGCUGCGCAACCCUAUCAAAAUUGGUUACGGCAAAGCCACUCCUACCACCAGGCUUUGGGUGGGUGGCCUUGGGCCUUGGGUGCCACUGGCUGCCCUGGCAAGGGAGUUUGACCGUUUUGGCACCAUUCGCACUAUUGACUAUCGUAAAGGUGACUCAUGGGCUUACAUUCAAUAUGAGAGCCUGGAUGCAGCUCAGGCCGCUUGUGCCCACAUGCGUGGCUUCCCUUUGGGUGGCCCAGACCGCCGCCUCCGAGUGGACUUUGCUGACACUGAGCAUCGCUACCAGCAACCCUACUUGCAACCUCUGACCCUACCACCACCUGCCCACUAUGAGCUAGUAGCAGAGGCAGCUGCCUUUGGGGCUCACCGUGGGGCUCCCCCAGACCCACUUCGGGGGGCACGGGACAGGACACCACCACUGCUCUAUAGAGACCGUGAGAGAGAUCUCUAUCCUGAGGCAGACUGGGUGCCACCACCACCUCCUGUACGGGACAGGAGCAAUCGAGCAGCUGCCUACGACCCACUGGAAAGUUUGGAGCGCCGGCGGGAUGGCUGGUCCCUGGAGCGGGACCGAGGAGAGAGGGAGCUGGGUGGCACCAGCAGCAGUAGGGACCAACCCAGGAAGCGAAGACUGGCAGAGGAUGGUGGACGGCACUUAGACCGCUCUCCAGAUAGCGAGCGUUCAGCUGUGUCCCGUAAGCGACAUUGUUUGGCCACGGCCUCUCCCCCAGAUCGCAGUCCUGACCUUGGUGGGAGCAGGGAGCGCUACGCUAGUGACACAGAACGCUUAUCCUCCCGUUUGCUCCUGCUGGAGCGACCAUCACCUGUCCGGGAACCACGCAGGGGCAGUCUUGAACGAGGUCCGAAUGAAAAGCGUGACCGGAAAAACUCUGCUGAAAGAGAGAGGAAGCACCGCACCUCCACAGCAGCUGCUGCCCAGGAGUGCAAGAGCCCAGCCAAAAAGGACGAGCGAACCACAGAAGGGGGCAGUGGUGGAGGGUCCCGGCUCAAACCUCCACCCCAGAAGCAGCAGCAGCAAGAUGGAACGUCACAGGCUGGCGGGGCCCCCAAAUUAUGCCUGGCUUGGCAGGGGAUGCUCCUGCUGAAGAAUAGCAACUUCCCGUCCAACAUGCACCUGCUUCAGGGGGACCUCAGUGUAGCUAGCAGCCUCCUGGUGGAGGGAGCAACUGGUGGCAAAGUGGCCCAGCUCAAGAUCACCCAGCGUCUCCGCCUGGACCAGCCCAAGCUGGAUGAGGUAACCCGCCGUAUUAAAGUGGCGGGACCCAAUGGUUAUGCCAUCCUCUUGGCUGUGCCUGGCACCUCGGACAACCGCUCCUCAUCUGGGGCCAGUGAUGCUGCCACCACCUCCACACAGAGGCCGCUCAGGAACCUCGUGUCCUAUCUAAAGCAAAAGCAGGCUGCCGGAGUGAUCAGCCUCCCUGUGGGGGGCAACAAAGACAAGGAGAACAGCGGGGUCCUGCACGCCUUCCCACCCUGCGACUUCUCCCAGCAGUUCCUGGACUCCACGGCCAAGGCCCUGGCCAAAUCAGAGGACGACUAUCUGGUCAUGAUCAUUGUCCGUGGUGCAUCUUAAAGCCCUUGUGUUUUCUGUAUCCAACCCUGCCUAUUUCUCCUCCACACAGCCCCUCCAGUGUGUGCCAGGUGCUAUGGGAUACAGCCUUAGCCAACCCCACAAUUAUUUUUAAUUAGAUCGUUAUUUGUAGCCAAUUUUCCCCGCCUGUUUUUCUGUAACUAUAUUUUUCUAUAGUUAGAAGCCAGGAAGGUUUAGCCUUCAGCCUGAGUAGGAUAUUUUGAGGAUCCCUUAUCAGUGAGGGUAGCAGGGAGGUUAAGCCUGCUUCAACUAAAAAUGAGAAAUUCCCACUUUUAUUAAUUUUUACUUUGUUCUUUUUCAUUUGAUCAUUUUUUAAAAGCAGGUUUAAAAACUUCUCUAGAAUUACAAACUUAAAAGACCAGAUAUAAAGCACUAAGUAGUUUAAACAGAAAACCACAUACCAGAUAGUGGACUGGCAUUGACUCAUUUUGAGUCUUUGAAAUUCUGUGAAGGCCUUAGACCAGUAGCCCUAAGUUAAAUAAGUCCUUUAUCAGGAACCUGAAUGGUUUCACUUUGAGUUGACUGACUCAAGGUUGAUUUCUUUUAGGUGACUAGCACCUCAUCUUGUGGUACACUGUAGCUCGAACAUUGAAUUCCUUUGUAGGUAUUAAUUUGAGGAUUUCACUCAGUCCACAGAAAUGCAUGCCCAAAAGGUGUGCUUUUAACAGGUGUGUUCCUCCUGUUCUGAGUUCCAUUGUAUCCCAUAUAUGCACUUUGGGUUUGUAGCAGUAACAACAUUUUGGUAAAUAGGCGAGGACUUUGUUACAAACCUUGAAUGUCUUGUGCUUACUCUAGUAUGCAAGAAACAAGUAGGUGCUUAAGAACAACUAAUCAUUUGGUGGGUUUUUUUGUUGUUUUUACUGCCUUUUUCAGAGUUGCAGGUACAGUGGAUUCUACCGUGCAGACUCCAAACAAGUAUACUCUUCAGAGAGGGCUUUUAAUUCUGUGAAAAUUAAACUAUGUAAAGUUUUCAUCACCAUUUUAUCUUUGUUAAUAGAAAGAAACUGCUGUCUGUCUUCUGAGGACCUUUUUUUAAGGUACAGUAGAAUGGGCAUUAUGUGAGGUUUCAUAGUCAUUUGGACUAGUGUUUUUUAGCAUCUUGGCAGAGUAUUAAAAGUUCUCCAAAAUGUUGAAAAAGCAGUUCACCUUGUUCAACAAACCUAGUACAUUUUCAUUUAAUUUUUUCUCUAUGCUUUUCUCCCUUAUUAUCUUGAUAAAACCUAGAAAAAAAGAUAUCAAAUCAUUUUAAAGCCCCCACUUUAGCUAGUCCCCAAACGAAGUGUAAAUAUGAAUAUACUUAUUUACACUGUACAAACCUCUUUGUAGAAACAAGAACAUGAUCUUGCACUUGGGUUGUCUUUUUGCCUAGGUUUAAACUAUGGUUUUUGAAAUGUGGCUGUGUAAAAGUGACACUGCCUUACUCAGACCCUGUAGUGUAUUCAUUGUUCACUACUGACUAAAACUAGUGUUUGCUACUCCUUACAUUUUUCUAAACUAAAAUUACAAACCUCAUUUAAUACUCUUAAUGUUAGUGAAAGUAAAAUCCAGGACUUGUGGAUUGUCCUUCAGUAUGAAUGUAAUAGGCUUAUAGAAGGCAGAAUGCAGCUGUUUGUCUUGCUAUUAACAGUGAGAAUUGUGGUAUUUUUGGAAAUGGCACCAAUUACAUAAGGGAUGAUCCAUAUGUUGUAGGUAAUACAGCAUAUUCGCCACUUGUGACAAAGAAUGUCUGUUUUAUUUAGCAGGUGUCUAUGUUGCAUAUUAUGUAAUUCAUCACAGAUGCUGUGUUGCCCAUUUCAUUGUCUUUUAAGCAUUUGUUGCAUUUACAGUGGGUUUCCUCAUUGUAUUUGUGAUGCAGGAGGAAGUUAGAAUCACUUUAAAGUACUGGGCUAAUUACUCUUAGUGUUUUAAAGACCACCCAUCCAACUUUACCACAGGGAAUUCAAAAAUGUAAAAUACUAGCAGUAAGCUUGUUUGUAUUCAACUUUUAAACUUGCCAAGAACAGUGUUUGUUACUGUCAUAUGCAACAGACACCUGUUGGUGUGGUUUUUUUUGUUUUUGUUUUUUAAAAAGAAACCAACCAAACUUGGGGUCAAAGUACAUUUAUCAGCAAAUCUCUGACAGCUAACACUUAGGGAAGUCCUCCUAGGAAAGAGCAUUCUAGAUGCACUUUCAUUUUUCCUUGAAAAUUAAGCAGUCAUGUUCAUUAUCUCUGGCUUCUAUGAGUUUGAGAUGUGCUAUACUGAAAAUUAACAUGGCAUGGACAAGAUUGUACUUCAAACUCCAGGUUUCUUGGUUUCUUAUUUAAUGAGGUAUCUGCUUCUGUUAAAUCUGGUUUAUUUGCUGUUCUGUUUUGCAAACAAGGAUUUGAACACCCUUUAAGGGUACAUAAAGUCAAAACAAGUGACAGGCAACAUUUUGACACAGCACUUAGCCACAGGUUGCAUCAAUUCUAAUACAGCUCUU